UUCAAGAAGAGAGUGAGAGAAUGGCAUCGGAGCAGGAAAGAAGGGAUCCACAGAAGAGAGAGGAUCUGGACGAGAAAGCGAAGCAGGGGGAGACUGUUGUUCCUGGUGGAACUGGUGGCCACAGCCUUAAAGCUCAAGAACACCUUGCCGAAGGGCGCCACCGUGGAGGCGAGAUUAGGAAGGAGCAGCUGGGACGUGAAGGGUACCAGGAGAUCGGCCACCGCGGAGGCGAGACCAGGAAGGAGCAGCUGGGACGUGAAGGAUACCAGGAGAUCGGCCACCGCGGAGGCGAGACCAGGAAGGAGCAGCUGGGACGUGAAGGGUACCAGCAAAUGGGGAAAGAAGGAGGGGAGACCAGGAAGGAGCAGCUGGGUCAUGAAGGGUACCAGGAGAUGGGAAAGAAAGGAGGACUGAGCACCAAGGACAAGUCUGGAGGAGAGCGUGCUGCUGAGGAAGGCAUCCCAAUUGACGAGUCGAAGUUCAAAACUAGGACUCCUUGA
This is a messenger RNA of Fragaria vesca subsp. vesca, 500 nucleotides long. RefSeq names its product em-like protein GEA1-like. Bases 21 to 500 code for a protein of 159 amino acids. The transcript has 2 exons. The record is from RefSeq and is a predicted model, not a curated record. Gene Ontology annotation, biological process: response to abscisic acid. Gene Ontology annotation, cellular component: cytosol. Lineage: Eukaryota; Viridiplantae; Streptophyta; Magnoliopsida; Rosales; Rosaceae.